Messenger RNA from Eurytemora carolleeae, 844 nucleotides. RefSeq lists its product as uncharacterized. The coding region runs from base 5 to 331 and encodes 108 amino acids. The record is from RefSeq and is a predicted model, not a curated record. The transcript has 3 exons. NCBI's taxonomy places the organism in Eukaryota, Metazoa, Arthropoda, Copepoda, Calanoida, Temoridae.
ACACAUGAAGGAUCCGACGUUGCUCGCUGAACUCUCUGAGGAGGAUCUUGAAGCUCUUAGAGCAAUGUCAGAUGAAGACUUAGCUCCACCUCCUUCUAACGAGGAUAUAUUUGGUAAAGUUGAUGCUCUGAAAGGGCAGUUCCAGGAGGAAAAUGAGAGAAUAAACAAACAGUUUAAGGAAAAUCAGGCCCGGGUGCAGGGUAACCUCCAGGAGAAGCUGAUGAUGAGGAAGCAGAGGAGGGCAAGGAAGAACAUGGACAAGCAGGAGGCCCAGGCGUACAAGCAGAGACGGAAAGAAGAGGUGGUAGAGGAUGUUGAGAAGGAAGAGUAGAUUCAACUUUCAUAUUUCAGUCAUUUAUACAACACUGCAUAAAAACUCCUUUACUCCAAAAGUUUACUAAUCAUGACAUUUAUACAUCUCAAAGUCUCAAAUAAAUAUAUACAGGGAUACACACAAAGGAUGAAACUUAAGAAUUGACAGACGACUGUACGGAUUUUAUUACAUUUAUGCAGUGUUAGCAACAAUAAACUUGUUUUUUUUUCUGCUAAAUAAUUGAAUAUGCGUGCCAUUAUAAGAGUUUAUUGAAUGCAAAUGACUGAAUUGAAGUAGUAUGUCAUGAUAUAUCUGAUCAUUUUUGUCAUUGAAGUCUUAUUCUUUAUGGGUAGCCCUGAAUGUAGUUCUACUUCCUUUUAAAAUGCUAUUUCCUUCAAAAAUCAAGUUUGGUAUCUAGGCAGAAGCCCUAGGAAGUUACGUGCGCACAUGCCUCGUUGAAUUACAAGACAGAGAGAGCCUGUUAAUACCGCGGCGCUCGGCCCCCUAGUCUCUCCUAGACGCAGUGCUCGG